AUGGCAUUGAGUUUAAAUGGAAGAGCUCUUCAUUUUGUAUUUAAAGUUGCUGAUCGUGCUGCUACAGCACGAUUUUAUAGAGAUUUAUUAGGAAUGAAGGUUUUACGUCAUGAAGAAUUUAAAGAAGGUUGUGAAGCUGCUUGCAACGGAUUGUACGAUAACAGAUGGAGUAAGACAAUGAUAGGAUACGGUCCUGAAGAUAGUCAUUUUGUUAUUGAAUUGACUUAUAAUUAUGGAGUUAAAUCUUAUGAAAAAGGAAAUGAUUUUUUGGGUAUAACAAUUAGAUCAAGUGAAAUAAUAAAAAGAGCCAAAGAAAUGAAUUGGGCAAUGGAAGAAGCCCAUGGUAAUUUUGUAUUAGAAGCUCCCGGUGGUUAUAAAUAUAAUAUUAUUAAUGAACCUCAACCACAAAACAAAGAUCCUGUAGAAAAAGUAACCCUAGCUUCUUCUAAUUUGGAAAAAACAGUAAAAUAUUGGAAUGGCAUUUUGGGAAUGAAAAUAAUUAACAAAACUGAUAAAACAGUAUCAUUUUCAUUUGGUGAAAAUCAAUGCGUUCUCGAAUUUAAAGAUAUCGGAGGACCUGUUAAUCAUGCAUUAGCAUAUGGUAGAAUAGCUUUUUCUGUGCCAAAAGCUUCACUACCUGCAAUACAAAGCAGAAUGGAAUCUGAAAAGCAAACUAUAUUAAAACCACUGAUUUCUUUGGAUACUCCCGGAAAAGCAACUGUAACUGUUGUUAUUUUAGCAGAUCCUGACAAUCAUGAAAUUUGCUUUGUGGAUGAUGAAAGUUUUAGACAAUUAUCACAAGUUGAUCCGAAAGGAGAUGCAGAUUUGAACAAAUAUAUGAGGGUCGAUAGAAGUUAA
This is a messenger RNA of Pediculus humanus corporis (human body louse), 858 nucleotides long. RefSeq names its product lactoylglutathione lyase, putative. The record is from RefSeq and is a predicted model, not a curated record. NCBI's taxonomy places the organism in Eukaryota, Metazoa, Arthropoda, Insecta, Psocodea, Pediculidae. The transcript is spliced from 3 exons. Bases 1 to 858 code for a protein of 285 amino acids.